AACUUGGUUUUUUUUUUUUUUUUUUUCCAUCAGGUUUUUUGACCUUCACCUCACAGUACUGUAUAUUUGUUUUGUCUCUUCACUUUCCAUAGAUCUUUCUUUUUAGAUCUUCUUUGAUUCUGUUUUGUUGUUGUACGGAAAGACCUUGUUGUACGCAAUGUUCGAAACGGCUCAGGAAUCCGAACUUCAAAAUGAAUUCCAACCACAAGCACAACCGAAAUCGGAAUCGGAAUGGGAAUCGCAAUCGAAAGUAGAAUCUCAACCCGAACAACAAACUGAACCUAAAGCGCAGCUGGAACCAGAACCGGAGGAAUUGAAACCGGAAUCGGUUGUAACCGAUGCGGAUCCGAAUCCGGAGGAGGACAAAUGGAGCUCGAUCCAACCGAAUGAGACGGCCAAACCAGCAACCACCGACCAAAUUGCUCGUCCGGAGCUGCGAAAAGAUGAAGGGAACCGGACUUUCACGAUGAGAGAAUUGUUAAGGGAAUUGAAAAGCGACGAAGAUGAUGCAGGCUCUCCUUACAGUCAAGAAAGCGUGCAACAACAAUCCUACCAAAACAAUGCUGCGAUGGAGUUGAUCAAUAGUGUAACAGGUGCUGAUGAGGAGGGCAGGUCUCGCCAGCGGAUUCUUACAUAUGCUGCCAGGAGGUAUGCUACUGCUCUAGAGAGAAACCCAGAAGAUUAUGAUGCUCUUUACAACUGGGCAUUGGUUCUUCAGAUUGCUCCUAUCAUGUCCACACCGUUAUUUGUCUUGCAGGAAAGUGCAGAUAAUGUUAGUCCAGAUUCUACUUCACCUUCUAAAGAUGCCUUGCUAGAGGAGGCUUGUAAAAAGUAUGAUGAGGCUACUCGUCUUUGCCCGACACUUCAUGAUGCUUUCUACAAUUGGGCAAUAGCAAUAUCUGAUCGAGCAAAAAUGCGUGGUCGCACCAAGGAGGCUGAAGAAUUAUGGGAGCAGGCAACAAAAAACUAUGAAGAAGCUGUCCAACUCAACUGGAAUAGCCCCCAGGCACUAAACAAUUGGGGACUUGCUCUUCAGGAACUCAGUGCAAUUGUUCCAGCACGAGAGAAGCAAAAAAUUGUGAGGACUGCAAUUAGUAAGUUUCGUGCAGCAAUACAGUUGCAAUUUGAUUUCCAUCGAGCAAUAUACAACCUUGGAACUGUUUUGUAUGGACUAGCUGAGGAUACCUUGCGAACAGGUACAACAAAUCCAAAAGAAGUUUCCCCGAAUGAGCUGUAUAGCCAGUCUGCUAUCUAUAUUGCAGCUGCUCAGGCAUUGAAACCAAAUUAUUCGGUUUACAGCAGUGCCUUGAGGCUUGUUCGUUCAAUGCUACCUUUACCCCAUCUUAAAGAUGGUUGUCUGACUGCACCACCAGUAGGAAACACAAUUGCACCUCACAGUGAUUGGAAAAGAACAGAGUUCUUUUUGAAUCAUGAAGCGCUUCAACAGGUCAUCAGAAUUGAGCAGAAACAAGUUUCCCGAAGCCUCUCUGGCAGAACUGCAGAUGUAGCAAAUAUUGAUAGAAGGGCUAUCAGAGUUGAUAUUCCAGAUAUCAUUUCUGUAUCAGCAUGCGCUGAUCUGACUUUACCACCAGGUGCAGGCCUCUGCAUUGAUACUACCCACGGUCCAGUUUUCUUGGUUGCUGACUCAUGGGAAUCCCUAGAUGGGUGGCUUGAUGCUAUCCGCUUAGUUUACACAAUUUAUGCACGAGGUAAGACUGAUGUUCUAGCGGGUAUCAUCACGGCCUAAUUAUUUCUUAUGCAUUGAGCUUGCAUUUUUUGUUGUGUUUAUUUGCAUGCCUUCAAAUUUGGUCGGAUCUAAUUUGACUCUGUAUAUCGUCAAAAUUUUUGGAAUACUAAUUAUUCUUUCAAAUUAGUCAUUUGGUAUCUCAGCUGAUAUCAUGUAUUUUUUC
Molecule: messenger RNA, 1910 nt
Organism: Durio zibethinus
Lineage: Eukaryota; Viridiplantae; Streptophyta; Magnoliopsida; Malvales; Malvaceae
Product: protein HLB1-like
Molecular function (GO): protein binding
Source: RefSeq, a predicted model, not a curated record